Molecule: messenger RNA, 585 nt
Organism: Rhizophagus irregularis DAOM 181602=DAOM 197198
Lineage: Eukaryota; Fungi; Glomeromycota; Glomeromycetes; Glomerales; Glomeraceae
Source: RefSeq, a predicted model, not a curated record
AUGGGACGAUUGGAUGGUAUCAUUGAAUUACCCAUGGCAUUUCACGAGAAUUGUGUUGGUCCCAUAGUGCAGAAAAUUGCUUCAGCAACUAUUGGUGCAAGGAGUAAUAACGCCGCCAUUCUUUAUUUUGGAUAUACAUCAACAAGAACUCCUAGAACAGGCAAAGAAGCGGACACAUCAUGGCGACCAGUAGCGAAACCUCCAGUCAAUGCAGGCGGAUCUGACCCCACCGACCCACCUUGGCCAAAUCUAGUGGUAGAGGUUGCGUACACACAAUCUGAAUCGGAUGUCAUAAAAAAAAUGGAACGAUACUGGGCCGAGCUCAUGAUGGCAUUGCAAUUAAAGUGGUGCAACCUUACAAAUUUGGACCUAUUGACUGUAAUGGAGUUGCGACGUGCAACCUGGCAAUGCGUUAUUAGCAUUCAAUUGGCAUGCCUUUAUCAUGGGCUACCAGCUAAUGUUUUGAAUCCGCCACCGCCAACACCUCCUCAACUUCCUCCACCUAACCCCAUUGCCACUAUACCUAAUCCUAUUUCUAUUGAUUUAUUUCACGUUCAGUUUGCUAUUUUAAAUUGCAUGGUUUAG